Messenger RNA from Trichomonas vaginalis G3, 558 nucleotides. RefSeq names its product coiled-coil domain-containing protein 153 family. NCBI's taxonomy places the organism in Eukaryota, Parabasalia, Trichomonadida, Trichomonadidae. The record is from RefSeq and is a predicted model, not a curated record. The coding region runs from base 1 to 558 and encodes 185 amino acids. The transcript has a single exon.
AUGCAUCCAAAAAAGCAGCGCGGACCACCAAAAACUAUUCCAUCAGUAGAUUAUAGAAUCGAAUCCGAACUUCAUGAACGAAAUUUAAACGCAGAACUUGAGAGAAAACGCAUCGAGCAAGAAAAGGCAGAAGCCAUUGCAAGGGAAGAAGCCAAGAAGCUGGCAGAGAUUAAGGAAGACUGCAAGCAAGUUAAUGACGAUAGAAAUGAAGUUAUCAACGAUAUCACUCGUGAAUUUAAAGUACAACAGAAUGAUUUCCAUAAGAAAAUAGCAGAGCUUACAGCAGAAGCAGAACGAUUAGAAGGAUUACUUUCUGAAACGAAGAUGCAAAUUCGUCAUACUCAGGAAGAUUUUGAUAGGCAAAGAGCUCAGAAGGAUGAAAUCAUCCAAAAGAAUAUCAUUAAGUCAGAACAAAUGGCUCAGGAGUUCCGUGAUAUGCUUAAGGGCACACUCGUUAAGAUGAGUGAUCGUAUUGAAAUGUCACGUGAGUCUGAAGAAAACCAACCAUUGUCUGAAUCAACUACAACUUCUACAGAACAAAUUAUUGAGCAAAAAUAA